CUGAAGAACAAUGAGGGUGUUCAUUUUGUAAUGAAUGUUAACCUGCGCAGAGAACUGCACUGAACAGCUUAGCGUGGUUUUCAUGCUCUUUAUGCGCCUUUUGAAAUCUGGACAUGACAGAGACGGUUUAUUGCACUGAGGCUGCCCUGCGUAAUGCUAGAAAAUACAUUCCUGUUGAGUUGAGAGAAUGGAAAAAGUGAUAAAUUGUUUCCAGCGGAACCCCGACGCGAGCGUGAGGCUGUUGUGCUUCCCGUGGGCCGGCGGAGGUUCUAUUCAUUACGCGCGCUGGGGAAAGCUCGUCCCCAGCUCCAUCGAAGUUUAUGCGGUCAAGCUGGCUGGGAGAGAGAGCAGGGCGAAGGAGCCUUUCUGCAAGAGCAUGGAGCAGAUCGUGGAUGAGGUCAUCGGCGCGCUGCUGCCCGAGCUUCGGGAGAAGCCCUUCGCCCUGUUCGGUCACAGCUUUGGAUCCUUGGCCUGUUACGCCACGGCCGAACGCCUGAAAAGGGUGCACAACCUGGAGCCGGCGCACCUCUUCCUCUCCGGUGCCUCGGCCCCUUACUCCGAGACUCGGAAGAACGCCCCGAACAGAAGCGGGCUGUCGGAUGAGGAUUUCCUCCACUGGAUCACCACCAUGGGGGGAACCCCCCCCGAAAUACUCGCCAACCCCGAAAUCUUGAAGCUCUUCUUGCCCGUCCUGAAGGCCGACCUCCACGUGGUGGAGAACUACCAGUGCUCCAAGCCUGACAGCCCGUUCUUGUCCUGUCACGUUACCUGUUUUGAUGGAAAGGAAGACAUUCCCCACGAUUUGCAAGCGUGGAGACACGUGACAAGAGGAGAAUUCACGGUGAAAAUGCUUCCAGGUCCUCACUUCUACUUGAAGGACCCAUCUAACGAGAAGGUCAUCCUGGACAUUGUCACAAGGCACCUUGAGACGGCCGAGAUUGAUUACUUGUAGUGGCGCAGUGACGGUGGCUCCAAGGCCAUGGUGAUGACGAGCAGAGCAGGGCUCCUGUGGUGUAUGACUCAUAGUGGGGAGGCGACUGUGACUCACGAAGUUCUCCAGAAUCGUAAAAUGCACCGGAUGUUGAGGAAUUUUGAUUGCCGAGGGUAAAAACGUAAAUAUUGUAAGUCACCAGUUUUCUACCAAGUAACAAUAAAGCGAAUUACAGUGUUUUUCUCUGGUGAGCUUGUGCCAUUAACAGGAGGAAACAAAAAUACAGGUUUACCAACUGUAAUACUUACUGGCCAUGACUUGCAUCAGCUGGAACCUCUGGAUGGGCCAACUAUGGGUCACGUGACAUUGGAAUGUUUUUGGUUAUUUUGUGAUCUUGUGCGUGAAUCUCCGCUUUUGCUGAUAUUGAGCCUGCUUUGCUUGUACAUUUAAGAUUCAUUCUCCUGCCGCUCCAUUUUAAACUCAUUGUUAAACUGAACGGUGUGUUGCAGGCGGACUGUCGAGGAGUCGGUUUUCAUAGCCGGCUGGCGUGCGUGCAGCCAGCACGCUUGUCUGCACACACACACACACAUACACACACUGACUGAACAUGCUGGUGCCGGCGGCGGAAACGUCGCCGCGGCGACGCGUAAUUAGCGGUCAGGGUCACCGAAGGAUGGCGCGGGUGUCCGUCGGCACGGCGACCUGCCCAUCGCUGCCUGUUGGCGCCUCCUCUCUCACACCACUGGAGAUGUCCUCUUCAGUCUUCCGGCAGUCCUGCUUGUUGCAGCACUUAGGCCUUUGAUCAAAGUGCGUUUUUUUUUUUUUUUACAGAGGUGCAUCUUGCAUGGAGUAGAAAUGUUUUGGCUUGACUUUGGGUCACUUGCGCCUAGCUGUCACUCAAAUCAGUGUGUGCACAGGUUUAGUGUCAUCACAAGAGUCGGGUUAUUUACUAAAGAUUGAUGAGGACAAACAAGUCUUUGUGGACUCACUAAAGGGACUCUACCUUUUUGACUAAACGUCCGUGAGAGUAAAUGUUUGUGUGGCUUUUGCACAAACGCUGUCUCAACUUUCCUUACUGAUAGUGGAAUUUUGCACAUUUAGAGGGUGCCUUGUAGGAGUUGUAUUUUGUAAAUGUAUUGUGGAAGUUGUGCCUGGGAGACAUAUAUAUAUAGGCCUGGAAAAUAAAGAAAAAUAUUUCAGUUUGAACUGUUCAGUGACAAAUAAACAAAAAAAACUUUUCAUUUAGAAAAAGUCAUCAGAGCAUUGAGGAGUAUCUAAUGCUUUGAGUACUGUCUGGUAUACCAGUGUUGCAUAUACACUAAGGACCUGAUUUACUAAGACCUCCAGCAUAUGCAAAAUCGUUUAGUGCACACAGAACCAAUGACAUUUGCAUUGAUUGGUCACGGUGUUUGUUUUGCACCAAUCUUUGGUUGUAUUAUUCGUUUUUGCAGGCGCUGAAAGGUUUUGCACUCGUUAACGGUCUUUAUAUCGGGCCUAAGUGUUUACACCUCUGUCUGAAUAUACAUAACCAUUAGCUCUACAGAUUAUGAAAACUUCCUUCAGUGAGCAAAAACAGUUUCUCAGUGAGAAUGAAUCGGCAUUUUUUUUUUUUUUUUUUUUCACAUUUACGAUUCGGUUGCUUUUGGAGGGAACGCGUCUGGUGGUUUCUGUUUGACUGCUCAGGUCAGGUGGAGGAUGCUGGCUGUGUUUACCGUAAAUGCAGAGGCUCUGUGGACACAACAGGACAGAGACUGGACCGCAGAAACUAACUAGCGCAUGGCGAGAGACUUUCUGGCCAGCUCGUAAUGAGGCGAUAAUCAUUAUCUGGCUUUCGAAUUCGGACAAUGCAAAUGCAAUGGAAAAAUAAAAUCAUCAAUCGGACGUGACUGGGUCCUUUUAUUCCCGACUAGCUUUUGUUUUAGCCUUGUUUCCAAUCUCUGAACUGAUACGGUGUGAUUAUUCUAAUGCUAAUAUUCGAUUUUAAAGCUAACGUUCUACUCUGCAUGUGUCAUUUACUUCCGUUUCCAGCUGAUAAUUUUCCUGUUUUUUUUCUUUUCUCUUGGUGGUUUUGCGUUUUCAAGCUACUCCCCAGAAAAGUUAUCUCGGUGCUUUCGCUGAGGGCACAGGGUCAUUUUCUUAAAAAUGCUCUUAACAAAGGCGAGGGUUGAGGGUUCGAUUGACUUGAGUGCAGGGCAGUGACCAGUGGACUUAAUUACAGUCACUGUGUGUGUCGGGGUCCGUGUAAUUCUGUAUAUUUAUGAAUCUGGAAAGGAAGGUUGUUUGUCUAUGUGCUGUUAUCAUCUACCAAUACUGAGAGUAGGUCUAUUCCACCUAGCAGAGCAGGAGGAUAUUAAAAUAUAUAUAUUUAAUCUGUAUGUGCAGUUAGGCCAUCUCCAGCUUGUGUUCCUGCCUUUUAGGGUGCACUUCCUUUACAGGUAGAGUACAGGUAGAGUAAGUGUUUGAGGCUCAGUGCUUUGACUUGCACUCUGUCUGACCCUUCACGGUGAAUCGCCGUUGCCGCUGCUGGCGUUUGUGUUGACUGUCCCCAGCGCAAACCAGCAGCACCUCUUUUUUUUUCAUCCAUUUGAAACGGCAUUUCAUAAACAAGGGUGACACAAACAGGUCAGAUGCAUUUCUGUGGUCAAAACAUUGGCACUUUGUGGCCCCGUGGAAAGGAACACGAUAUGCCGAUGAAUCACAAACCAAAAAUAAAUAAACAAACAUGAAAGUUUAAA
Molecule: messenger RNA, 3666 nt
Organism: Anguilla anguilla (European eel)
Lineage: Eukaryota; Metazoa; Chordata; Actinopteri; Anguilliformes; Anguillidae
Gene: olah
Product: oleoyl-ACP hydrolase
Exons: 7
Coding region: 188-952 (254 amino acids)
Biological process (GO): lipid biosynthetic process
Source: RefSeq, a predicted model, not a curated record